Messenger RNA from Trifolium pratense (red clover), 606 nucleotides. RefSeq names its product secreted RxLR effector protein 161-like. The record is from RefSeq and is a predicted model, not a curated record. Bases 1 to 606 code for a protein of 201 amino acids. The transcript is spliced from 2 exons. NCBI's taxonomy places the organism in Eukaryota, Viridiplantae, Streptophyta, Magnoliopsida, Fabales, Fabaceae.
AUGAGUAAGAUCCCUUAUGCAUCGGCCAUAGGAUCUAUCAUGUAUGCCAUGAUAUGUACUCGACCAGAUGUUUCAUAUGCCUUAAGCGCAACAAGCCGUUAUCAGUCUGAUCCUGGUGAGGCUCAUUGGGUGGCUGUCAAGAACAUCCUUAAAUACUUAAGGAGGACUAAAGACUCAUUCCUAAUAUAUGGAGGCCAAGAAGAGCUAAAUGUAAUUGGUUACACUGAUGCUAGCUUCCAAACAGAUAGGGAUGACUUUAGGUCGCAAUCAGGCUAUGUGUUUUGCAUAAAUGGUGGCGCUGUGAGCUGGAAGAGUUCAAAGCAAGAUACAGUUGCUGAUUCUACAACCGAAGCUGAGUACAUCGCUGCAUCAAAUGCAGCAAAGGAAUUGUUGCUUUGUCACAAUAUGUAUAACGGAAUAGGGUUACAAACUCCAAGAGGGUCUGGUACCAAUGGCUACAUUCAGAGCAACAAGUUCUUCGUCAAGCCGAGAACUUCCAAGGUUGCUGAGAAUAUGAAGGGCUUUGAAGGAGAUCAGGGUACUGCUGGUGUUUCCAGAAAGGCUAACAAAGAGAUUCUUGAGCAUGAUCGUAAGCGUCAGAUUUAG